This is a messenger RNA of Dreissena polymorpha, 5404 nucleotides long. Its product is annotated as putative ankyrin repeat protein RF_0381. Gene Ontology annotation, molecular function: protein binding. The record is from RefSeq and is a predicted model, not a curated record. The transcript is spliced from 2 exons. The coding region runs from base 1802 to 2530 and encodes 242 amino acids. NCBI's taxonomy places the organism in Eukaryota, Metazoa, Mollusca, Bivalvia, Myida, Dreissenidae.
AAAAAUAAAUGUAGAAUUAAAUUAAGGUAGCACGGCAAAUUUACUAUCUCGCCAUAAUUAUGGUUUCUGGAUUAAAAUGUACGUUAAAUAUGUAUUCACAUGACAGUCGUGUUUAACUUACCUUCUUCAUUUUGUAAUUUUACUUAUAAAAGUUCUAAUUACAGAAUGUUAUUGUGUCUGUUACUAUAAAUACUGAUCAUUCAGCUUUUAGAUUUGCAUACCAAAGAACCUUUUGUAAGGAAUGAUAAGGUGUGAAGGCCAGGUUCACGGUAAGUUUAAAUAUGCUUGUGGCUAUCCUUGUGUUAUAAUAUGAUUUCGUGGUCUAGUGGUAACGCACUGGCAUCGCAACACGUGGGUGGCAGGUUCGAGGCCGCAUGAACUUUCACCAUAUAUGUAAAAGUAUUAUUUAUAAAUAUUCCUGUUACUUAUGCUUAUAAUAAUAUAUAUUAAUUAAUUAUAAUGCGACUAUUUUGACUAAAUAGUGUAUAAAGACGUAUUUAGCAAAACAAUCAUAAAAUCUAUUGAACAGCACUCUUCACAUGACCGAGUUGGGGCCAUAACUCGGAUACAGACAUCAACACUCUUUGGAAAGAAUUUAAGCAGUUCUGUAUUAACACCAUAAUACAACAUGUUCCAUCAAAAUGUGCAACACAACGUUACAACCAACCCUGGGUGAAUCGAAAGAUCAAGCGCCUAUCAAAACAAAAGAAGAGGGCCCUCAGGAGAUCCAAACAUACAGGGAAACCAGAAGACCUCACCCGAUAUAAACAGCUGCAAAAGACAGUCCAAUACGAGUGCAGACGGGCAUACAACACAUACAUCAGCGAUACUGCAUCUGCAGAUCGCAACCCUAAGAAGCUGUAUUCUUUCAUCAAAACAAGAAGAUGUGACAGCAGUGGUAUUGCCACCCCCCCCCCCCUUAAACAUGAAGGUCUCCUGCAUAACGACCCUAUGUCUAAGGCUGCAAUCUUGAAUGAGCAGUUUACAAGUGUAUUCACAGAAGAGGACCCAAGUAACAUUCCAAAGAUAAGCGGAACACCAUACCCAUCAAUGGCAACCUUCAACAUAGGAAUGUCAUCCCUACAAGGUUCCUACAAGAAUUUGCAAGCGAACUAUCACCUAUUGACCCUCAUCUUUCAGGCCUCAGUGUCACACACCUGUGCCUGAUGACUGGAAGCAGGCAUUGGUGGCGCCCAUAUUCAAGAAGGGCGACAAAAGCAUCCCUGCCAACUACAGGCCUAUCUCCCUCGCCUCUGUCUGCUGUAAAGUCAUAGAGCAUAUCAUUCACAGCCAGAUAAUGCAGCAUAUGGAAGACCUGAACAUAUUGUCAGACUCACAGCAUGGAUUCAGAAAGCGCCGGUCAUGUGAGACGCAGCUACUUCUGACCUUACAGGAAAAGGUCAGCACUUGAUAACGGUGAGCAGAUAGACGCCAUCUUACUCGACUUUAGUAAGGCGUUCGACAAGGUCCCACACGAACACCUUGCUGUGAAACUGAACCACUACAACAUCAAUGGAAACAUAAUCACCUGGAUCAGAAGCUUCCUAUCAAACCGAAGUCAACAGGUUCAGGUUGAGGGUGUACAGUCAAACCCAGCACCAGUGACAUCGGGUGUCCCUCAAGGCUCAUUGAGAGGACCCUUGCUCUUCCUGGUGUACAUCAAUGACAUGCCCUCCAAAAAUCCACAACAAGGCUCUUCGCGGAUGACAGUCUCCUGUACAGAAAGAUCAAGUCUCCAGAUGAUGCACAGAUACUACAGGAUGACCUCAAUGCCCUCCAAGAGUGGGAAACAACUUGGGAGAUGUCCUUCAACCCAGACAAAUGUGAGGUACUGAGGAUAACAAGAAAGCGAACCCCCAUACAAGCAGACUACAACAUCCACGGGCACCAACUAGCCUUAGCCAAGACAGGAAAGAACCUAGGUGUGACACUUGCCACCGAUCUUUUCUGGAAACCACACGUGGACAGCUGCACUAAGUCUACCAAUAACUCCCUCGCCUUCCUCCGCAGAAACAUCUCAAGCUGCCCUAAAGACAUAAAGCUGCAGUGCUAUAAGUCACUUGUCAGACCUGUCCUCGACUACGCAUCAGCAGCUUGGGACCCUCACACACAGACAUGUAUCCAACAGUUAGAGGCGGUGCAGCGAAGAGCAGCGCGAUUCAUCACAGGCAAUUACAGGACCACAAGCAGCACUAGCCAGAUGAUCGCAGAUCUUGGGCUACCUACCCUAGAACUCCGCCGCCAGCACUCAAAACUCCUGAUUAUGUAUCGGAUCACCUAUGGUCUUCUCGACAUUCCAGCAACCGAUCCCCUCCGGCGAUCGAUCACAUCUACACGAGCACAUGGACUAGAAGACAUGGAUGGUGCAGUGGUCCGGUACUGGAUACAGUACUGCAGGACAGACACAUACCGUCACUCCUUCUUCAUCUCCGGAGCUCGAUUGUGGAACCAACUACCAAAGCAGCUCACAGUUCUACAGACGCCAGAGUCAUUCAGGGAAGGACUGGCAGGCCUCCAAUUCAAACAUUGAGCCUUCCUGACUGUAAAUUAUUAUAAAUAUUAAAGGUUUUAUUUUUUAACUGCACUCUCACAAUCACCUUGUAAAUAAAAAAUGUACGAUUAUGCUCCAGAUCGAGUGAGAUUUGUACAUCACAUGGAAGAAGAAGAAGAUCUUGGUCCUCGAUUGAUGGUUUACGUUGACUGUCAAUAUUAUAGAUAUGCGACAACGAAGCCGAAAUUCGAUUGUAACAACAACAACAACAACAACAGUAUUUUUUUUAUUGAUACUGAUAGCAGAAUGUUAAAGUUUCAAGAUAACGUUACCAAAACAAGAUUUUUCACUUGUAUUGAAAAUGGAGACUUCAACUCAGUUGACAAGCUGCUCAAAAAUGAAGACUUUAAAAACUAUCUAGAAGAGAAUGAUCAACUUUCUUUGGCAUUCUUAAAAGUGAUAUUGCUCAACAAUAUCCCGCUGCUGGAUGUACUGAUUAAACAUGGAGUAGAUGUUAAUUUAUCUGAUUUUUCGUUUUCUGAAAAUGGUAUUAUGCAUGCAACCCGAUAUGGUCACAAGGAAAUACUUCUUAAGUUAAUUGACUAUGGUGUUAAUAUAAAUCACCAGAGUGCCAAUGGCUCAACUGCUUUACACGUUGCUGUGGAAAACAUGAAAAGAGAAUGUUUAAUCAUUCUUGCGAGACAGAACGGAAUUGACCUUAAUAUUCAGGACUGCGGAGGGUUUAGCCCUUUGCUCUGGACAGCAAGGCUUCGGGAUUGGCAAGCUAUGCAGAUAUUAAUAGAUGUCGGAUGUCAUAUUGAAAGUAAAGAUUUUGUUAAAGGGAUGACUGCUUUGCAUGUGGUAUGUGACAGUAGCACAGCGUUUUGGAAAGGAGAAAGGGCAACACCUUCUGAUACAUUGAAAUGUAUUAAACUUCUCACUUGUGCGGGCCUUGAUAUCAAUUCUGGAGAUGUUUUUAAUAACACUCCCCUGAUGUAUGCAAUCAGGACCCACAAUCAGGUUGCAAUAAAGCAUCUUCUUAAAAUGAACUGUAGCUUUAGAGCAACUCAAAGAGUUGGCUCUAGUUCUGCAUUGACACCAUUUUACUUCAACCAUAAUCUAGUUGGUUCUGAUUCGACAUUGCUUCCUUUAUAUCUGGCUUUAGCAAAGCUACAAACAAACACUGUAAAAAUGCUUUGUUUGGCUGGAAUAAGGUAUCACAGACUAGCUCAAGAGCCUGAAGUGACACAUUUCAUAAGCACAGCUUAUGAGCCUCUUGGUAAAGUAAUGCAUGAUCUUGUCUGCAAUCCCAUGUCUUUAAAACAGGCUUGCAGAUACACUAUCCGCUCGGCCUUGACCGUGGGUAUGGACAAAUUUGAACGAUUGAAUAUUGGACUUCCAGUGUCUCUUAUUAAUUACCUGUGCUUAAAUGAUAUUGAUGAUAUGUGAACGUAUUAAUCGUUUUUAUCUUUUUAUCAGGUACAUUUUUAGUGUUUAUCUGUUUGUCAAUUUGUGCAUAUAUGUCUGUUGUUGUUUUUUAAACAUAAGAGCCCAUUAUGAACCCAAUCUACAGGCAUAGUUGUCAUUCCUUGCUCUCACAUACAAUCUGCCAUCACAAGAAAAUCCUACCAUAUUUGGUAGGAUUUUAUUUUGUUGGUUUAAGUAUUAUAUUAUGAAAAGUAGUCUCAGUUUGUUUUAUAUUUUGAAAAUAGUGUAGAAGUUCAGGUUCAUGAUCAAACAUAAAUUACCUUAAUUAAAAAAAGUAAAAAUGAUAAAUUAUUGUACUGCGUCGCUAGGCUAUCAUCACAUGGUUGCUUAUGAAGGCAGGGAUUUUAUCUAGACAUGCUGGUUCCAGUCAUAUCUCUGCCCGGACGUAAUGAACUUUGUUAGACUAAGUUCUGUUUUUAGAAAGGAUUUUAAAGUUAUUUAGCUUGUUAAAAUAUUAUUAAAAUGCAGAAAUUACAAUUAUUGACAUGCAUUUGAACCAUUCCAAGGCAUAGCUUAUUUUGACUAUGGGGCCUGAUUUGAGCAAACUUGGCCAAUAAUCAAUGUUACAUAUAAAAUAUUACACCUAAGGGUCUUUGAAUUGCAUAAGACAUUGUAUGCGUGAAUUAAUCUCAGAUAUGUGACAAUUGGGCGAGGCAAUUUUUGACCUCGGUGGUAUGACUUAAACAAAUUGGGUAAAGUCCACUAUUAUUAAGGAUGUUAUAUGCCAAAUAAAUCACAACAUGUUUGAACAGUUAUUUUGAUAUUUAGGCCUAUUCAAAUUAUCUGUCCGAGGGGCAUGGCAAGUAUUGACAGGAGAGAAAUGGGACAAUAUUUGUAGAGGACCAUUAUAUGUAGUUAUAUGCUAAACAUUGAACAGUUUAGCCUUGAAGUUAUCGUAUUUUAAAUAAAUUGAUUCUUAACUCUGAUGACCAAUAUUUGCUGAGUUCGGAAGGAUUAGAAUAACUUUGAAAGAGGGUCACUUAAGAAUCAUUUGUUUGUGGUCUGGUGAAAAUCUACUAAGUAUUUAAGGAGAUAUCAUUCGAGGCACAUUAUUUACGACGGACAACACAUGAUGAUGACAACGGCCAAGGGACAGCCAUCUGAACAAUAAUUAACCUUGAGCAAAUCAAGCUCAGUUGAGCUCAUUAAAUCUUAUUUUAAGAAAUUGAAAGAGGAAAUAACACACGUCUCCAAUUGCAAUAUUUGUUUUACCAAAUAUAAUUAAAAUAAGUACAGGAAUAGGUAUAGAGGAUUUUAUAAAAUUUUCUGUUUAGCCAUAAAAGGAAAAAUGCCUGUCCCAGAUGGUCAUGUGUGUAAUAAAUGAACAUAUGUUUUUAGGAAUUUUAUAGGUGGUCACCCAAGGAACUUUCUUUUUAAAUUAUUAUGAAAUUCAAUGAAAAUUGUAUUUAAAAAUAUUGAAUCUGA